This is a messenger RNA of Penicillium crustosum, 1233 nucleotides long. RefSeq names its product Glycoside hydrolase superfamily. Gene Ontology annotation, cellular component: extracellular region. Gene Ontology annotation, biological process: glucan catabolic process. Gene Ontology annotation, molecular function: hydrolase activity, hydrolyzing O-glycosyl compounds; cellulose binding. Lineage: Eukaryota; Fungi; Ascomycota; Eurotiomycetes; Eurotiales; Aspergillaceae. The record is from RefSeq and is a predicted model, not a curated record. Bases 1 to 1233 code for a protein of 410 amino acids. The transcript has 4 exons.
AUGAAGUUCAGCAACAUUGUUUUGGCUGCCAGCGCUGCUGCUGUGGCUUACGCAUACCCCCUAGGAAAAGACACUGUUCCUACCGAGCAGCGCGCUAAUCUUGAGAAGCGUGCUAAUGGGUUCACUUGGUUUGGUGUGAGCGAGUCUGGUGCUGAAUUUGGCGCCAAUAACAUCCCCGGUACUGCGGGCCAAGAUUACUCCUGGCCUAAGACUUCCGAGGUUCAGAUCCUACGAGAUGCCGGCAUGAACAUCUUCCGUGUGCCCUUCUUAAUGGAGCGUCUGGUGAAAAAUGGUAUUGCUGGUAGCCUGGAUGCCACUUACCUAGCUGGCCUUAAGUCUACUGUCAAGUUUGUGACGGAUAGCGGUGCCUAUGUCGUCCUGGACCCUCAUAACUAUGGAAGAUACCAUGGCAAUAUCAUCACCUCGACCUCCGAUUUCAAGACCUUCUGGAAGACCGUAGCUACGGAAUUUCUCUCUAACGAGAAGGUUAUCUUCGAUACCAACAAUGAGUACCAUGAUAUCGACCAAACCCUAGUCCUGAACUUGAACCAGGCUGCAAUUGACGGAAUCCGUGCUGCUGGCGCUAUUAGCCAGUAUAUCUUUGUCGAAGGUAACGGCUAUAGUGGUGCCUGGUCUUGGACUACCGAUAACGAUAACCUUAAGGCCCUUACCGACCCCCAGGAUAAGAUCGUUUACGAGAUGCACCAGUACCUUGAUACCGAUAGUUCCGGUACCUCCGAGUCUUGCGUCAGUGCCACUAUCGGCAAGGAGCGUCUCCAGUCUGCCACCGCCUGGUUGAAGAGUAAUAACAAGAAGGGCUUCCUUGGCGAGUUCGCUGGCGGCGUGAACUCUAACUGUGAAGCUGCUGUCGAAGAUAUGCUCUCCUACCUAUCCGAGAACAGCGAUGUCUGGACGGGUGCCGAGUGGUGGGCUGCAGGUCCUAUGUGGGGAUCUUACAUGUAUAGCUUGGAGCCAAGCAGCGGCCCUGCUUACUCGACCUACUUGCCCAUCCUCAAGAAGUACUUCGUCAGUGGCACUGCCUCUACCCCGUCAUCUUCUUCGUCUGCCCCCACUAAGACCACCUCCAAGCCCGACACCUCCAAGCCCGACACUACUGGAGUGACCUCUAAGCACUACGGCCAGUGCGGUGGCAUGUACUGGACUGGCUCCACUGCUUGUGAGAGUGGUACCACCUGCUCUAAGCAGAACCCUUACUACUCCCAGUGCCUUUGA